Messenger RNA from Capsella rubella, 1831 nucleotides. RefSeq names its product F-box only protein 6. Gene Ontology annotation, molecular function: protein binding. NCBI's taxonomy places the organism in Eukaryota, Viridiplantae, Streptophyta, Magnoliopsida, Brassicales, Brassicaceae. The record is from RefSeq and is a predicted model, not a curated record. The transcript is spliced from 2 exons. The coding region runs from base 247 to 1653 and encodes 468 amino acids.
GAGAGAGAGAGAAUAAUAACAACACACAACAAUGGUUUUGGUUUUGUUUUACUAAAGAAAGAGAGAGAGAGAGAGUCUCGGAGAAGAGGACAUGGUGGGAGGUUAAAAUCUCCAAAACCCCAUAGAACUGCUGAUGCUAAUGAUGGCUGCUGGGAGCCAUUGAUCUCUUUUGCUAGUAAGAUAUAGAGGUUGCUAAGCUAGCUAAUCCUCUCUCUCUCUAUCCCUCUUUAAUUUUUUGGUUGGGGCAUGGACGAAGACCUUGCCAUGCUUAGACAUCUCAUCGGCCAGCUUCAAGAGCUCUUGCACAACAACGGUUCUCCUCCUCCUCUUCCUCUUCUUUCUUCUCCUUCGUCUUCUUCGCCUUCGUUUCUUGUUCUCCACCAUCCUCAGUAUCACAACGGAUGGUGUUUGCCCUGUAUUGAAGAAACUUCUGCUGAUGAUUGUUGUGAUAUUGUAAUGGCUGCUGGAAAGAGGCCUGGGAUACUCAAGAUGUUAGAAACUGUCAAGCCUCCCGUCAAACGGACUCGAAAAGAACGUAAUCCAGGGAAAUCAUGCAAGGAAAGAGAUGACAUUAGUGGAGACAUGGACCAAGAAAUCUGGCAGGAAUUUCCCCAAGAUCUCUUUGAAGCUGUCGUUUCCAGGCUACCAAUUGCUACAUUUUUCCAGUUUCGUGCAGUUUGCCGUAAAUGGAAUUCUCUGAUUGAUUCAGAUAGCUUCUCCCGAUACUGCACCGAGCUUCCUCAGACCAUCCCGUGGUUCUACACCAUAACCCACGAGAAUGUCAACUCGGGACAAGUGUAUGAUCCUUCUUUGAAGAAAUGGCACCAUCCGGUUAUCCCCUCACUGCCUAAGAAGAGUAUUGUUUUGCCAAUGGCUUCUGCGGGAGGUCUAGUGUGCUUCCUCGACAUUGGUCAUCGGAACUUCUAUGUGAGCAACCCCCUGACCAAGUCUUUCAGAGAGUUGCCUGCUAGGUCGUUCAAGGUCUGGUCUCGUGUUGCAGUAGGGAUGACUCUGAAUGGAUACUCCACCAUUCAUGGGUAUAAGGUUUUGUGGGUUGGAUGUGAAGGAGAGUACGAAGUGUAUGAUUCCCUGAGUAAUGUGUGGACCAAACGAGGGACCAUCCCGUCCAACAUAAAGCUCCCGGUGUUGCUCAACUUUAAGUCACAGCCAGUGGCUAUCCACAGCACACUUUACUUCAUGUUAACAGAUCCCGAAGGGAUAUUGUCCUAUGACAUGGUCUCUGGGAAAUGGAAGCAGUUCAUCAUACCGGGUCCACCAGACCUGAGCGAUCACACGCUAGCUGCGUGCGGAGAGCGGCUGAUGCUGGUGGGUCUACUGACUAAAAAUGCUGCCACAUGCGUUUGCAUAUGGGAGCUGCAGAAGAUGACACUGUUGUGGAAGGAGGUUGACAGAAUGCCAAACAUAUGGUGCUUGGAGUUUUACGGAAAGCACAUUAGGAUGAAUUGUCUAGGCAACAAAGGUUGUCUGAUAUUAUUGUCCUUGAGGUCCAGACAGAUGAACCGUCUGAUUACCUACAAUGCUGUUACUAGGGAAUGGACCAAGGUCCCUGGCUGCACCGUUCCUCGUGGGAGGAAACGACUUUGGAUCGCUUGCGGGACAGCGUUUCAUCCCUGCCCUACAGCUAGAGCUUGAUGAUCUCUUCUCUUGGUUCAUUUUUUUCCUUGUUGGCCGUCUUUGAGGUUGUAUUGGAACGUUACAUUCACACAGGGUUGGUUUGUUUUUGUUGUUUUGUUAUAUGUUUUUGGUUUUGAUUUUCGAGACUGUAAUAUACACAACUUUCGUGUUGUAAUAAAUAAACCUGUGAGACUAA